Molecule: messenger RNA, 1674 nt
Organism: Neurospora tetraspora
Lineage: Eukaryota; Fungi; Ascomycota; Sordariomycetes; Sordariales; Sordariaceae
Product: Spo7-like protein-domain-containing protein
Exons: 1
Coding region: 275-1621 (448 amino acids)
Biological process (GO): nuclear envelope organization
Cellular component (GO): membrane; Nem1-Spo7 phosphatase complex
Molecular function (GO): protein phosphatase regulator activity; phosphoprotein phosphatase activity
Source: RefSeq, a predicted model, not a curated record
CCGAACGCGCAUUGCGCAAAACCCUUCCCGCUUUGGACUCUACAUCGAACAAGUCCGACCACCGACCACCCGCUUUGGGCAGACAUGCUGCCGUGACACUUUGGGUUAGACGACUGCCGAUAAUAAUACCCUAUUCCUCCGAUUCCGCGGCCGGGCCGACGUCCAACCUUUCCCUCGGACACCGAGCCAGCACUGCGCGCAUCCCUCGCGCUCCCCCGACUGACGAGUUACCGUCCGGGCCACAUAAAAAAGCAGGGAACACACGGUCACAACCAUGGCGGACGCACUCGACUCCAUCGUCAAGGGUGCGCCGAUGCCCCAAGACCUCCCUCACCUCAACAACCUCAACAGGGCCAUCAGCGGCACCACCCCGAUCGCCUCGUCGUCGAAUGCGCCCUCGACACCCACCAAGGGCAGCCAUAAUGGCGGCGCUGGCGCCAGCAGCGAUCCGCUCAGCCACACGCCCUCGUCGCCGUCCAUGAUCUACCUGAACCUGCUCAUCCUCGAAGCCUCGCUGCGGGCGCAAUACCUGGAGCUGCGCGCCCGCCGCCGCCACCACACUUUUUUCUUGGUCCUUCUGGGCCUGUGGACGGCCGGGUUCGGGUACGCCCUUUUCUUAGCCCCGCGCGAGGACGGCAGCGGCGUCGGCGGCAGUGUGUACUGGGUCGUCGAGACGGGCGAGAAGGUCUGUUUCCUGGGAGGCAUCAUGACGGGCGUGCUCGUCUGGGCCACGGGCAUCUGGGAGCGCGGCGUGCGCUGGCCCCGCCGCUGGCUGACGGUUAGCAACCGCGGCCUGCGCGGGUUCAACUGCAAGGUGGUGCUGAUGAAGAGACCCUGGUGGAAGGAGGCGCUGGGCACCAUCGGCUGGUUCUUGACGUACGGCUUGUUCUCGAAUGCGACGUCGAGCUAUCACUAUGUGGAGCCGGCUAUCUUGAAGGAGGUGGACAGGGAGUUGGGGUUGAGUGGGCAUGGGCACCCGACGUUGCCGGUUGUGAACGUGGGUCACGAUAUGGAAAAGGGAGGACACGAAGAGGAUUUGAGCCCCGGAGACGAUUACGUUAAGCUGCUGUUACUGGCGAAGCCGUUCAGUCCCACAUUCAGAGAGAACUGGGAGCUGUACAGAAGCGAGUAUUGGGAGAAGGAGAACGAGCGGCGCGCGCUGUUGAGGGCCAAGCUCAAGGAACGCGAUCGCAAGCUGCGCAAGCAGACUGGCGGCUGGUUCUGGUGGCUUCCCUGGCGACGGACCGCAAAGACUCAGCAUCACCAUCACCAUCACGGCAGCUCCGUGUCCGAAAAGGCACUUCAUCCUCGCGCCGCGGCCGUGUCGAGUGAACUCAGGCGUACUAGAAGUACCAGCACGAGGAGGGGAAGCAUGAACGGAAGUGCUUUGCGCAGCACGACACCGACACCGUCGUCAAGGGGCGAGCAUGAUGAGCCCGGGCUGACGAGAAAGGGAACCUUCAGCCUCACGCCGGAGAAGGUCAGGAGAAAGAAGACGCUGGCUCCUCCUGGUUCGGCAACGAAAACGCGGCCGAGGGUGGAAUCCAGGUCCGUGACGCCGGAGAACCCGUCGCCGCUGGCCAAGGAGAGCAGCCUGGAGCCGGAGGGCACGAACCCAUGAAUAAGGCGCACUUGUAGACGGAGGAUACUUAUUGAGUACUUGACGAAGUUCAU